AUGGUUCGUUCUCGUCUCCCUCUCCUCGACCCUCGAGCACCCAACAUGAUGAUACCUAUAACCAAAUACAAACUAGAGUCUUUGAUCCUACGGGAAGUGAAACUCAUGUUAUUGCACCUUACUAUCCCACCAAAAGCGCAGAUGGUGAGCACUACCCUCUUCUUCCCACCAACACCUCUUAUCAUGAUGAACGCACACGUAUUAUAUACGCUGGAAAUUACCGUCUCAGACCUUCGGGUCGUUGAUGAUAACUAA
Molecule: messenger RNA, 255 nt
Organism: Penicillium antarcticum
Lineage: Eukaryota; Fungi; Ascomycota; Eurotiomycetes; Eurotiales; Aspergillaceae
Exons: 2
Coding region: 1-255 (84 amino acids)
Source: RefSeq, a predicted model, not a curated record